Messenger RNA from Tetrahymena thermophila SB210, 948 nucleotides. Its product is annotated as SNARE domain protein. NCBI's taxonomy places the organism in Eukaryota, Ciliophora, Oligohymenophorea, Hymenostomatida, Tetrahymenidae. Gene Ontology annotation, molecular function: SNARE binding; SNAP receptor activity. Gene Ontology annotation, biological process: vesicle-mediated transport; vesicle fusion; intracellular protein transport. The transcript has 8 exons. The record is from RefSeq and is a predicted model, not a curated record. Gene Ontology annotation, cellular component: membrane; endomembrane system; SNARE complex.
AUGGCAUACAAAUAUUAAAAGCUUAAUACUCCUUUUUCACUUCAUUAGUAAGGAAAUACGGUUUUUGAAAAUAGUGGAUUGUCUUCAUUUAAUGAUAAAACUGCAGAGUUUUUAUAAAAAGCGAUGGCUUUUACUACAGGAACUAAAAAACCAAAAAAUUAAGAAAUAUAUUCUGCAAAUAGCUUCUUUAUGAAAUCUAGCGCAUUGAGAGAAAAGAUUAGAAUUACUAACGAUAGAUUAGUAGAAUUAAAUAAUUUGUAAAAAAGUUCUGGUUUAUUUAAUAAUGAAGAAAGCAAGAUUAAUGAUUUAAUGAUGUUAAUUGGAGAAAAUAUUAAAUAAGUUGAAGCUGGCAUAAAUGAAUUAGAGCGUAGUAGUGCUGAUGAAUGCAUUAGAUAGUCAAGUGCAGGUCAUUCUAUGUAUAAAUCUAUCAUAGAAACAAUUAAAUUUACUCUUUUAAAGAUUAUGGAUGAAUAUAAAAAAACAACUACAAAAAGAAUGGAGGAUAUAGCACAUAAUUAAUAAAAACCUUUAUUUGGAGCUGCUAUUCCUGGUGUUGAAAGGAGAGGACCCAGAAUUCAAAAAGCUUAAUUCCUUGUACAAAAUAAUAAUGAUGAUAUUGAAGGAGGUAGUUCUGGUGGACUAGGAUAUAAAUAAGUUGAUUACAAAGAAAAAGAAUAGCUAUAAGUUUCAGAGGCUAUGAAAAAAUUAAAUACUCAAUUAUAAAGUGUGUAUGAAAUGUUUAAAAAAAUUGGAUCUAUGGUACAAUUUCAUGAAUCUAUGAUAGAAAGCAUUGCUGAAAAUACAGAUCAAGCAGAGGCAAAUGUAAAUAGAAGUAAAAAAAAUAUAGCUGAUGCAUAUAGAGAUGCAAGCUCUUCAAGAGGCCUAAUUAUAAAAAUAUUUUUGAUUAUGAUCAUAUUUGCUUUUAUUUAUAUUGUAUUUUUACUUUGA